AUGGUUAUUUUGGCAGUGUAUGUAGAUGACAUAAUUCUAACAGGUAAUGAUGUAUCAGAAAUUUAUGCUUUAAAGUCCUAUCUCGAUGAACAAUUUAAGAUAAAGGAUUUGGGCAUCUUGUACUAUGUUUUAGGCAUUGAGGUAUCUCCUACUCCUGCUGGUUUGUUGUUAAAUCAAAGAAAGUUUAUUUUGGAUCUCUUGGCUGAAUAUAAGUGUUAUGAGGUAUCUCCAGUUGUCUCUCCUCUUGACCUUACUUUGAAAUUACAAGCUGCUGAUGGUGACUUGCUUCCAAAUCCAGAACUGUAUUGGAGCCUUAUUGGCAAGUUCAAUUUCUUAACUCAUAGUAGGCUUGACCUGAGCUUUGCUGUCCAGCAUCUCAGGACAUCUGAUUAUGGUAUUCUUUUUAAUAAAUCUUCUGAUUUUGCUUUACAUGGCUAUUUGGACAGUGAUUGGGCUACUUGCCCAUAUUCUCGCAAAUCAGUGACUGGUUUCUUUGUGUUCUUUGGUGGGAGUCUUGUCUCGUGGAAGUCUAAGAAACAAUCUGUUGUUUCUCUUAGUAGUGCUGAAGCGGAAUAUCGUGCGUUGAGUAAACUAGUUGCAGAAUUAACAUGGCUCACUCGCCUGUUGGAAAAUUUGGGUGUUGUUGGUGUGACUCCUGUUUCUGUAUUCUGUGACAACCAAUCAGCUCAGCAUAUUGCUUGUAAUCCUGUGUUUCACGAGCGCACAAAGCAUAUCUGGGUUGAUUGUCACUUUGUUAGGGGCAAAUUAUCAGAAGGUCUCAUUGCCUUAUCCCUUUUUGUCCUUUUGUCACAAUUUCUUUGUCCUUUUCCCAAACAAACCUCAAACCCUGGCAACCUGACACGAGCAACUGCAUCCCUUCAUCCCGUGAGUGAUUUGCCCGUGCCUCUUGUAUCUCGUGCAUCUUCUACUGCAGUAUUCCAGCUGUCGUCUUCUUAG
Nicotiana attenuata is the source of this 957-nucleotide messenger RNA. RefSeq lists its product as uncharacterized. The transcript is spliced from 4 exons. NCBI's taxonomy places the organism in Eukaryota, Viridiplantae, Streptophyta, Magnoliopsida, Solanales, Solanaceae. The record is from RefSeq and is a predicted model, not a curated record. The coding region runs from base 1 to 957 and encodes 318 amino acids.